CGUGAAUCUCAUACAGGAGAAUAAACUUUUUUUGCCUCCCUUUUCCACUCCUUAUUAGGUUUUAGCAACCAUCACGGUAUCCGUAAUUGAACGGAAAAAUCUCGGAAAGUGCUUCUACCUUGUCAUUUUUUUGGCAUUAUACCUUAUACGAGCCAUCACUAUUUCAGUAAUGUUACUGCGUCGGUUCCUUUAUGAUCGACCCCAUGACUUGCCUCGCGACGUGGGUGGAGCUUGUAGUGCACACUACAAAACAAUGAUCAACUGGGCAUCCUUGAUCCUGCUCUUAUUCUCAGUCUCAUUAUUGACAACACAAUCACAUUGCGCCCAGACUUCUCCAGGUCUCUUUUACUUGGUCCUUGUUCUAUCAUUACUUGGCUACCUUUGUUUGACAGCGCUCCUGAUUCUUUGGUUCUUUGUUCUCUUUUGUCUUAAUGGCCUUGUUGCUGUUCUUGAGCUGUUUGGAGUUGGGUCACGUGUGAUGCAAUGGCAAGGCGCAACACCAGAAAUGAUCGAUAACAUCCCAAUAACCAAGUUUACAAGACGUAUACAACCAACAAUCACCCCACAGGAGCAGGAGCAACAGCAUCAGCAGCCCUUAUCUCAGACAGUAAAAGACCCUGAAACAGUCGCGAUGCCAAGUAUUGUUGUAUCUGAUGAGGGUAUAGGAUCGUAUUCUACAAGACUGGAAGAAUUGUCCUCUAAUGUCGUAAUCGAGAUGGAACCUUCGACUGAACCUGCUGUAGAGGUACAACACAAACAAGCACAAGAGCAAGAGCAAGAGCAAGGGCGAGAACAGGAUAAGGAAAAGGAGAAAGAACAAGAAGAGGAGAAUGAGCACCCUACUCAAAUGCUUUCACUGGAACAUUUAAGCCCAGAGGAACGAGAGCUGGCCCUCCGUAUCUCGACAUCAUGUCCCAUUUGUUUAUGUGAUUAUGAAGACUUGGAGGAGCUUCGACAUUUGCCAUGUGAUCACUUUUUUCACAAGGAGUGCGUAGAUGAAUGGCUAAAACUCAAGCGGACUUGCCCUCUGUGCAAGUGCGACAUUGCAUAUCGUAGGCGUGGCAGUAAGCUAUGGUCUAGACGGAGUAACGGCCGAGGUCAUGGUCGUCAGCGUAGCAGUGGAAGUAGACGGUUUUCAUUCGGACCAAGACGAACGACACAAUAAGAUUUUAUUUUCCUCCGAAAUGGCUAGCUACAUUUCAUUGUAAAUAUACCCAAAAACUUACAACUUCACAAACAAUCAUAAUUAAUAAAGUCUAUAAAAUUAAGUCUCCUUUUCAUGCGC
Lobosporangium transversale is the source of this 1285-nucleotide messenger RNA. RefSeq lists its product as hypothetical. The transcript is spliced from 2 exons. NCBI's taxonomy places the organism in Eukaryota, Fungi, Mortierellomycota, Mortierellomycetes, Mortierellales, Mortierellaceae. The record is from RefSeq and is a predicted model, not a curated record. Gene Ontology annotation, molecular function: zinc ion binding. Bases 170 to 1165 code for a protein of 331 amino acids.